AAUACUAGUAUGUAUUAGGGCCCACACCUGUCCUUGCCGUUAAAAACCGUUUUUAUUCCCUCCCUCUCGCUGAACUCUCUUUGGUUUUGUUGAGAUUUAGAGGUCAGUCGGGCCAUUUCCGUUUCUAUUUACAGUAAGGAAUUAAUUUGAAAGGGGCACUAUAUGAUUGUGGAGUUAUUUAAAAAUGGGGUCUGUCGUUAGUCAAGCUGCUAAUGGAAUUGGAGGUGUUGUUGGAAAUGCUUUUGCAGUUCCGAUCAAGACUCUAUUCGGCGUUUCAUGCGAGGAUGUUUGUUCAGGACCAUGGGACUUAAUUUGUUUCAUCGAACACUUAUGCGUCUCCGAUCUGUUGAAAUUGUUGAUGAUAUUUGCCCUCUCCUACAUGACUUUGAUGUUCUUCUACCUACUGUUCAAGAUUGGGGUUUGCCAAUGCAUAGGAAAAAGCCUUUGCAAGAUGUGUUGGGCUGCAUGUGAGACAUACUGGUUUGCUUUAGAAGAUAUAGCCUGUUUCUUAUGGCACAAGUUAAAGAACACAAAGCGGGUGAAUAGACGCCGACGAUUCCGAGACAUCGAAGCUGGCUACACUUCAAGUUCAGAAACUGAUUUUUCAGAAGAUUAUCAUCAUUUAGGUAGAAAACGCAAGUCAGUAAUGGAAAGAAGAAAAAUACGCUCGCGGUCUUGGAGGUCUCUCCAUCAUUCAAGCAGGUUUGGCAGUCGAAAUAACAACCAUCGGCAGCACCAUCAACACCAUGUCAGGUUGAAGACUAGGGAAAUCUCUGUUCAUGUCAAGGGUGGAUCGCGAAGACCAAGGAAUUCAAGACAGUUUCAGUUAGCUAGAUUAAGAAAUCCUCGAAGAAACAUGGGAAUGUUCAAAAGAAAGCGACUUAGAUGAUUAUAUUAAUGAAAUUUUCACUAACGUUUUAACCUUCUUUUAAAGUCGGUUUUAGCACCGAUAUUAACAAAUAAAUAUGUUCAAUUCCAAUAA
Molecule: messenger RNA, 982 nt
Organism: Populus euphratica (Euphrates poplar)
Lineage: Eukaryota; Viridiplantae; Streptophyta; Magnoliopsida; Malpighiales; Salicaceae
Exons: 4
Coding region: 185-889 (234 amino acids)
Source: RefSeq, a predicted model, not a curated record